Molecule: messenger RNA, 2419 nt
Organism: Loxodonta africana (African savanna elephant)
Lineage: Eukaryota; Metazoa; Chordata; Mammalia; Proboscidea; Elephantidae
Gene: NUDT8
Product: nudix hydrolase 8
Exons: 4
Coding region: 28-660 (210 amino acids)
Molecular function (GO): coenzyme A diphosphatase activity
Source: RefSeq, a predicted model, not a curated record
UGUGUCCCGGCGGCGCCCGGUCCGGACAUGCUGCCCGAGUGCCUGUCGGCGGAGGGCGAGCAGCGCUGCCGGCGGCUGCUGGCGGGGGCCACGGCCCGGUACCGCGCGCGGCCCGCGGCGGCCGCCGUGCUCGUGCCGCUGUGCUUGGUGCGCGGGGCCCCGGCGCUGCUCUACACGCUGCGGUCCAGCCGCCUGGCCGGGAGGCACAAGGGCGACGUCAGUUUCCCAGGUGGCAAGUGUGAUUCCACUGACCAGGAUGUGGUGCACACAGCCCUGCGGGAGACACUGGAAGAGGUCGGCCUGGCCGUGCCUGAACAGCAGGUGUGGGGGAUCCUGCACCCCGUGUCCGACCAGCAAAAAGCCACUGUGGUGCCCGUGCUCGCCAGCGUGGGCCCCCUGGACCCCCAGAGCCUCAGACCCAACCUGGAGGAGGUGGAUGAGGUGUUUGCGCUGCCCCUGGCCCACCUGCUGCAGGCACAGAAUCAGGGCUAUACCCACUUCUGCCAGCGUGGUCACUUCCGGUACACACUGCCUGUCUUCCUGCACGGGCCACACCGCAUCUGGGGGCUCACAGCUGUCAUCACCGAGUUCACCCUGCAGCUGCUGGCACCAGGCACCUACCAGCCCCGACUGGCUGGCUUUCAGGUGCCCAGGAGCUGAGGACCUGGCACCAGCAGCCCCCACCUUCGCCUGGCCAGGCUGGUUCCAUUCCAGGACUGAAUAAAGAGCCAUCUCCAGCUCUGUGGCUCUUGCUCCUUCCACACUGGGGCUGUGACCUGGGCAGAACCCACUGGACAGCUGGCCUCCUGCCUGGGGCCUCUACUCAGUCACACUGUUACCCACGGCAGGGGCCAUUUACUGAGUGCUUACCGUGUGCCAGGCAUGGUGUCACAUCUCUCAUUUCACCCUCAUAGCAGCCCUGUGGAGCAGGGCCAGAACUGCCCCCACCUGGCCAGGCUGGGCUCAGGGAGGACAGACACCUUGCCCGAGGCUACCCCAAGCUGGGGUUUGAGCCAUGUCUCUGGCUUCAGAGCCCAAAAUCCCAGUCACUGGCUAUCAGCCUCUGGGCCUGGCUGACCAUGUGCUGGGGGCUCCAGGAAUCGAGAGGAGUGAGGUGAACCCACCACCCUGCAUUUUGUUGUAAAGCUCCAAUACAUCGAGCCCCUACCUUGUGCCAGGUGCUGAGCUCAGGACACAUCUGAGAACCAGCCAGAUGUUCUCCUGUCCAGGGCGGGGGGUGCUCACAGUCUGGGGAGACCUUGGACCAGGUAUUAGUAUGGUUAUACAUUGUACAUUAUACACAGAUAAUAGUGCGAUUACACAUCCAUGAUGGAGACCAGGGUUCCGUGAGAGGGCUGAGGGGGUGGAUGGUCCAACUGGAACAUGGUGGUCAUGGCAAGUGAUCGAAAACUCCACCCACUAACUGACUUUGCAAAAGGGAUUGUGGUUACAAAAUCCAGCGAUAAGGUAGCUUCAGGCAUGGCUGGAUCCAGGAGCUCAGGGUCUCCUAUUCCCUUGUGCUUUCCACUGCUGGCCUCAUGCUAAAGAGAUCAUUUACUCCAGAGGGGUGAGAGAUGAGCUUCCCAUCAACAGAAAACAGCUUCUCUUUCCUGCCCAGGCUAACCCACAGUUAUACUUCAUUGGUCUGCCUUGGGUCACAUUCCCUCCCCUGAGUCCAUUAAAAGGGCCUCUAGAUUUGGGAUACUUUACUUGACAGGGCUGGAGGCACAGCCCAGGCCUGGGGGGGAGGGGGUUAAACCCCCUGGAUUAAGUAGAAAAAAGGUGGCCCCCAAAGGACAACUGGGGGGGCGAGAAUGGGGAAGGGAUGUUGGGCAAGCAAGACCAGCCAAGGUCGGCUCCAGGGAGUGACCUUGAAACUGAAGGUAAGCAGGAAAGGGCCAGGUCAAAAGGCAGGGGGUGUGGUGGCUUGAUACGUUCAAGAACCCAAGCAAAGCAAUGGAGAUGGUGGUGAGGGGUCUGGAGAGAUGCACAGGGACACAAGGGCCACUGAGCCCACCACAAGGACAAACCACGGAGAGGGUUUUAUUUAAAGCCAGUGGGGGGUGAGGGAAGGAGGGAGGUGAAGUGAUCUAAUUCGUGAUAUUAAAAGCAUGAGCUGGCUAGUGCUCUGGGGCUAGACUGUUGUGGCCUUCCUCCUCCCCUUCCCUUCCCUUCCCCUCGUAUUUCCCUACGCCCCGCCCCUCCUCCCCACGGCCCUGCCCCUCCUUCCCUAGCAACCUUUCCCGACAUCCUUUCUCCUAUAUACCCUUCCCCCCACCACACUCUCCCCUCCCGUUGUCCCCCACGCCCCAUUUGUCGCCUCUGGGCCUCCAGCCUCCAGAGCCACAUGAUGGGGUAAAAAUAACUCCCUUUGAAAGAACGUGUGAAGGGGGCGUGUGGAAGGGGUAGGGAGGCUGAA